Messenger RNA from Ostrea edulis (European flat oyster), 1844 nucleotides. RefSeq lists its product as uncharacterized. NCBI's taxonomy places the organism in Eukaryota, Metazoa, Mollusca, Bivalvia, Ostreida, Ostreidae. The transcript is spliced from 4 exons. Gene Ontology annotation, cellular component: membrane. Bases 1032 to 1775 code for a protein of 247 amino acids. The record is from RefSeq and is a predicted model, not a curated record. Gene Ontology annotation, biological process: monoatomic ion transport. Gene Ontology annotation, molecular function: monoatomic ion channel activity; ATP binding; purinergic nucleotide receptor activity.
CCUCGGAUACUACCGCAUAAUUAUCACCAAUGUGGUGCCAGGGGCCAUUGGAUUCAACAGUAGAAUAACAGAAAUUGCUCAAGGAAUAAUAUAUAAACAAUGUAGCCCUAAGUUGACCGUAUAGUUAUAAUGAUCUAUUUCGGAGUAUGCUGUACUGAAAUUCAGUGUAUAGGUAUGAUAUUUGCAGCACGGAUUGCUUGGUUGGUUAAGUAUUCAGUGAAUCCUAUUAUAUAUUUAUUGUUUUCAAAAUCUGUCUAUAUCAAAUAUUCAGUGAACAAAUAUUACAAACUUAAAAGGAUUUAGAAACAAAAUUGUAGCUGAUAUUUGCCUAUACUUUUAAAUAAAGAGUGAGACGGUGUCUUCUUUCUUUCGUUAUUUCUAUAUGUAAUGGUAUGAUUAAUUUACCAUACUUAUCAGAGAAAUGUGUUUGGGGAAAAUAAAAGAAAACAUAUAUGUACAUGUAUAUCGUCUGAAAAAGUUUAUUUUCGUUCUCCUGAUAAUUCAUUCAGCCUCUUUAAGAAUUGUAUUUGCUCAUACUUUCGUUUCGUGAACAUUUUCGAGGAAAUAGAUAUAUAAUGUAUCGGAUAAUUUGUAAUUGGCAGUAAUUAUAACAUUGGCGUAUUUGUAACUUUUUUAAAUUUACAAUGAUUAUAAAAAGAUGAGUAUAAGUGAUAAUAGUAAUUUUUAUGUUAAAUUUUUGUUGUUUAAUCCAAGCCAACAUUACAGCUCUGUUUCCAUGUAAAUCAUUAAAGGCCCACUAUGACUCAAAAUCAUGUUUUAUUUUUAUUUGUUUUACAAUGGAAAAAGAUAGAGCUAUGGAAAACUAAACUCUACUGAAUAUUUUAGACAUUCAAUGCGACCCCUACCACAGUGUAAAGGCCGUUUAAAGAUCAUCCGGAAAUAAAAUUGUUUUACGAAUCGCUUCGCUUUUUACCAUAUCUGUUUGUAUCACGUGAUAGAGAGUGGCAGGUACUUGUGCUAGGAAACAUUGUCAGAUAAAGAAGAAACGCUAAUUACUGCAGUCAAGAAAAAUGGAAUCCGAGGUCUCAGAAAGCGAAUCGGAUACCGGUAGUAGUUCACCGCCGCAACCAGUUGCGCCAAGGGGACGUGGUAGGCCACGGAAACUUCGUGGAGGUAGAGGACGGCCCAGAAUGCAAAGAGAGCCAGACGUUGCACUCGGGGCUCAUCCCCGAGCACCAACCAAGCGGGGACGAAGGAGGGUCCAGCCACCAGUAGAGAUGGCAGCAACAGCCUUAGCAGAGAGGAGAGAUAUUGAGAGUAAAGUAGAUGCACUAUCACCUGAUGAGAUGAGGGACACCCUUAAAAGAGUUGUGAGGGAAAACCCAGAGUACUUGUUCAGUAUUUUGGAGCCUGAACAAAGAUUUCAACCUUCUGGGGGUGGAACAGUACAACCAUCAUGGUGCAUCUGCUCUCAUUGUAGAGACAUGCCAACUCCUAGGGAGAAAGUCUGCUGCCAAAGAAAUCCUGAUAACUGUAUUUCUAGAUUGCCGGAUUUCGGGGUGCUCAUUUUAGACGAGGCAGUUCUUGCAUUGGCAAGACUCUACCGCCAAGAUAUUUUGGCAAUGCCAGAAGAUGCAGAUAGAAACAGAGCCAAUCGCCACACGGGAUAUCGCCAAUUUGUACUUUGGCAUCAUGGGAAACUGGGAGCUGGAGAUAGACGUGUAAUUCCUAGCUGUUGUGUGUGGCGUAUCAGAGACAAAUUUCCUGACCCUCAUGGACAUUACAUUGGUUUCAAAGAUAACAGAUUGCAAUAAAAUAUAAAUUAUUUAUUACUUGUACCAAAACCUGAUUAAACUUUCUGGAUAUUGAGUAUCAACACAAAA